UCACCUUUAAAAAAAUCCCUGCGUGCCAGGAGGAUCCUCGCCAGCUCACCGAGAGCCAUCGCGCCUGGGAUCACAGCUCGACUCGAGCCGGACCCAAUCACCCAACGGCUCGCACCAACCACUGUCUCCCCUUCCUCACGCCAACCGCCGCCGUCCUCGCCUCCACCGGAAUGGCGCGGUGAAGAGCCCGACCGGAGAGAGUAGGCACCGCCGCUGCUGCUCCUGGGUGGAGGCGGAGGCGGAGACGGAGACGGAAGCGGAGGCGGGGAUCCUCCAGCACGGCGAGAGUGGAGCGGAGCCAUGGCGAGCGACGUGCCCAUGAGCCCCGAGCUCGAGCAGGUGGACGGCGAGAUCCAGGACAUCUUCCGCGCCCUCCAAAAUGGGUUCCAGAAGAUGGACAAGAUCAAGGAUUCCAACAGGCAGUCCAAGCAAUUGGAAGAUCUCACUGGCAAAAUGAGGGAGUGCAAGCGCUUAAUCAAAGAAUUUGAUCGUAUACUCAAAGACGAGGAGAAAAAGAACACCCCUGAUGUCAACAAGCAGCUAAAUGACAAGAAGCAGUUCAUGAUCAAAGAGUUGAAUUCUUAUGUCACCCUGAGGAAAACGUACCAAAGUAGCCUCGGUAAUAAGAGGAUUGAAUUAUUCGAUACUGGUAAUGAUCAAGUAACUGAGGACGCAGUUCAAAUGGCAUCAGAAAUGUCAAAUCAAGAACUCAUUACUGCUGGAAGGAAACAAAUGGACCAAACCGACCAAGCUAUCGAGCGUUCAAAACAGGUUGUAGCACAAACUGUUGAAGUCGGAGCUCAGACUGCUGCAACUCUGACACAGCAAACAGAACAAAUGAAGAGAAUCGGCAAUGAGCUAGAUUCUGUUCACUUUUCGCUGAAGAAGGCUAGUCAAUUGGUGAAGGAGAUUGGUCGCCAGGUUGCAACUGACAAAUGCAUCAUGGCUUUCCUGUUUCUGAUUGUCUGUGGUGUGAUUGCAAUAAUUGUUGUUAAGAUUGUCAACCCGCAUAACAAGAAUAUCAGAGACAUCCCGGGGCUGGCACCUCCUGCUAUGAACAGGAAACUGCUGUCCAUCGAAGCCUUGGGAACAUUCUGAGCAUUGUUGCUUGGUUGCCCCGUGUGGUGCAGUUAUCUUUCGCGAUUCAGCUGUUGAUGGGCCACAACACGUAGUAACAAUUCUUUUGCGCCUGUAUAUUGUCUCCUGUCGCUGUUUCCAUUGAUCCAUUAAAGCUUUCCCUGGUUGUCAGUAGCUUCGGUUUUGCAGCGGCACUCAUGUUGUUGGAUGUUUGCAACCCCCCCCCCCCCUCCCCCCGGCUUUCUUGUUGCGUGUAUAUGCGAUAAUGAUGAGGAUGUGAGAUUUGUAUGAUUAGUUGCUGUGACUUGUGAGCAUUUGAA
Messenger RNA from Phragmites australis (common reed), 1397 nucleotides. RefSeq names its product novel plant SNARE 13-like. The record is from RefSeq and is a predicted model, not a curated record. Gene Ontology annotation, biological process: retrograde vesicle-mediated transport, Golgi to endoplasmic reticulum; vesicle fusion. The transcript is spliced from 10 exons. Gene Ontology annotation, cellular component: late endosome membrane; Golgi apparatus; endoplasmic reticulum membrane. Lineage: Eukaryota; Viridiplantae; Streptophyta; Magnoliopsida; Poales; Poaceae. The coding region runs from base 301 to 1098 and encodes 265 amino acids. Gene Ontology annotation, molecular function: SNARE binding; SNAP receptor activity.